Esox lucius (northern pike) is the source of this 829-nucleotide messenger RNA. Its product is annotated as zinc finger BED domain-containing protein 4-like. Lineage: Eukaryota; Metazoa; Chordata; Actinopteri; Esociformes; Esocidae. The transcript has 2 exons. The record is from RefSeq and is a predicted model, not a curated record. Bases 13 to 816 code for a protein of 267 amino acids.
UUGGCGAAGGACAUGAUGCCGAUAAACACAGUAACCAAAGGUGGUUUUGUGAGCCUGGUAACUAAUUUGGACCGAAGAUACCAGAUUCCAUCACGGACCUAUUUUUUGCAAAUCGCCAAUCCAAAAAUGAAUGACGCAUGCAGGGAGACUGUGGAAUCGGAACUGAGUCAAGUUGAACACUACGCGUGUACCACAGAUCUUUGGUCCAGUCGAACGACAGAGCCCUACAUCAGCCUUACUGUGCACUUUUUGGAUCAAGACUUUGAACUGAAAACGCGAUGUCUACAGACAUCCUAUUUCCCCGGACAGCACACCGCAGAAAACAUUGCCUGUGGAUUAAAUGAUGCUUUGGCCAGCUGGCAUUUGCGGGAAGAGCAGCUGGUUUGCAUUACUACCGACAACGGGGCGAACGUUGUGAAAGCAACAGAACUCAACCACUGGGUCAGACUUCAGUGCUUUGGCCAUAGGCUGCAUCUUGCUAUUGUAAAUGCUAUUAAGGAUGACAGCCGCAUUGACCGUGCUGCUGGGCUGUGCAAAAAAUUGGUGGGACAUUUUUCCCACAGCUGGAAACAGAAGACGGCACUAAAAAAAGCACAACAGGAGCACAACCUCCCUGAGCACUCACUCAUCACAGAAUGUCCAACUAGGUGGGGCUCAAGACAAAAGAUGAUUGAGAGGGUCUUGGAGCAGCGGCGGGCCAUUUCUGAUGUCCUAUCAGCAGACCGUAAAACACGGCAUCUGGUUCCCUCCUGGCAGGAACUGGAUGUACUAGAGUCUGUAAACCUGGCAUUACGCCCCUUUGCAGGAAUUUACUGAUGCUCUUUCCGGG